UCCUCGCCCAUCUGCACUGGCAAACAAUGAAUGGAAAUUGAAAACAAGCCUUUAAGGCUUUCCCUAUUCCAACAACCCCAAGCGAAUCACAAAAAAAUACAAUUUCCUUCAAUUUUCCACUCUGAGGUUACAAAACAAUAAACAACAGCUGAUGUGGUGACCACCACACAAUUGGCCAACAAAAUCAGCCGGCUGUUCAUCUUCCAACGAAACAUGGAAAUGCUACUAUCGAACAAUGACGGCAAUCAAAGUUAUUCCAUUCUCUAUGCCAACGAUGAAUUACAAAAUAUGGCUGCCGCAUCGUCCUCAGCUGCAUUCUCCCAACAGCUGCCCGCCAUUCCAUCCAUAUCCACCUCAUCAUUCAGUUCAUCGCUGAGCUAUCUGCCAACAGCUGCCGGUGAUGUUUCGCCCUCCAUGCACUGGCAGUGGGAUGCAAUGCCAUCGCCCAAAGCUCUGCUGCUCAACAGCGAAUGGCUGCAACAGAAUAUGAGCCAAAUGUUAAAUAUAUCUGCGGAAAAUUUGACAAAUCUAAUAACGUCCAUCCAGCGAGAACAUAUUGUGCCCGAACGGGCUCCCCUGCCGCUGCUGACCACAUUGACGGUGUGCUAUUCGCUGAUUUUCAUCGCCGGUGUCCUUGGCAAUCUGAUAACGUGCAUUGUGAUAUCACGCAAUAAGAUAAUGCAUACCGCAACGAAUUUUUAUCUCUUCAAUUUGGCUGUGUCGGAUUUGAUUUUAUUACUGUCGGGUAUGCCUCAAGAUUUAUACAAUCUCUGGUAUCCAUACUCAUAUCCCUUCGAUGAUGUGCUGUGUGUCAUGGAAGGUGUUCUGUCGGAGACAGCUGCCAAUGCGACUGUCUUGACCAUAACAGCGUUUACAGUGGAGCGGUAUAUCGCAAUUUGUCAUCCAUUUCGCCAGCACACCAUGUCGAAAUUAUCACGGGCUGUUAAAUUUAUAUUUGCCAUCUGGCUGACCGCGUUUGUGCUGGCAAUGCCACAAGCGAUGCAAUUUUCCGUUGUACAAUCGUAUGGCGGGACUGAAUGUUCGAUAAACAAUGACUUCUUCGCCCAUGUAUUUGCCGUGUCGGGGUUUAUAUUUUUCGGUGGACCCAUGACUGCCAUCUGUGUGCUGUACGUUUUGAUUGGUGUCAAAUUGAAACGCAGCCGCUUACUACAGACGGCGCCCCAGCGUUACUAUGUUGUGAAUCGUGGCAUCAGUGCCCAGACGCGGGUUAUACGAAUGUUAAUUGCUGUUGCAGUGGCCUUUUUCCUGUGCUGGGCGCCAUUUCAUGCCCAACGUCUGAUGGCUGUGUACGGCUCAACAUCUGGCAUACAGUCGGAAGUUUUCAAUAAUAUAUUUCACAUUUUGGAUUAUACAUCGGGAGUGCUGUACUUUUUGUCCACCUGCAUUAAUCCGCUGCUCUACAAUAUUAUGAGCCAUAAAUUCCGUGAAGCAUUCAAGGUCACACUGGCUCGCCAAUUCUUCUCGGGCGGCAAAAACCAGACACAAAAUCACAACUACAGUGCACUGCUUCGGCACGGCAAUGGCUCACUGCGCCUGCAUCAUACCACGGUGAAUAAUAAUGCUCUUGAGCACUAUAGCUCUUAUCGAGUUGUCCAAUUGCAAUAUCGUGACCCAAGCCAUCAUCUUUCUCUACAGGAUAGCAUAAGGACGACAACAACAACGACGACAAUUAACAGCGGAAGUGGAGGUGCGGCAAUAGGCAGUGGGGGAAAUGCUGCCCUCAAUGGUUCGCGGGGUGCUGGAACAGAUAGUGCCAACUCAACCUUGAAGGGAACACAUCAUUGCAGUACGGCACGCAACUCGCAGUAUCGAGGACGUUGCAUGUCCAUGGGUUCCCAGUCCACUUUGGCCACAAAUACUCCAGGUCCAGGGCAUCGCAUGCUGCAGACCCAAAUAUCCCAGCUAUCAUCGGUGGGUGAUGCCAACUCUCUCAUGGAAUGUGAUAUAGGUAACUCUGGUUCGGCAGGUGGUAAUUGUCGCCUCAAAGCUAUGCGCCGCCAGAGAUCAAGGGGUGCCGACGAAUGCAUCUCCAUCGACUCAACGUCGCAGGCCAAUGUUCAAUUAUGGCGUGAAGACAAGAAACGCAACUCCAACAUGCAUGAAACCGAGCUGUAUUCCAAACCCAUGGGUCCCCACAUUAUGGCCGCCACAAUGGUGGCCACCCAACCCAUACAGCCCAUGAACUCCAUAGCCGAGCUGAGUAUAGAAAGACCAAGUCGUUCCAGACUCAAGCUUUCACGCAUCAUAACGAGGCGCAAUGAUGACGCCUUUGUUGUACAAUCCAUGCCGAGGGUGGAGCUAAUGAAGCCAGCCCAUCAAUACCACAAAGAUCGUUCCUCGAAGACCCUAAAUUCUCUGGCGGAGAAAUUCAAAUGGCGCACCAAAAGAAAACCGGCCAACACCCAGCACAUCUCCUACUGUAGCAGAAUCGCCAACAAUACCAAAGGCUCUUACGAUACAAUCGAAGCUCGGGAUGAGGCAAGCAAACCUGCCACAGCUCUAAUGAAGGUGGUCUACAAUACCACACCGCCUCAGCAUCAGGUUCUGGAAUCAGAGCUGGCCCUAAAUCAUCAUUCGGAGUCGUCGUUGGGCUAUCGCAGCCCACAUGCCUUAUGAUGACCGAUUAUAAAUGACUACUCCUCGCUGAGGAGGUCCCAAUACCACAGAGCUUCGGCAGCUGCCACCACCAGUAGGGAUGUCAUAAUGGCCGGUUUUCACAAGGACAUCGAUGUAUGGGGAACAAAGAGGUGGAACAAGGACAAUGGUGUUGUGGAUGAUGAUGACGAAAUUGCUAAACCGGUUGUUCACACAAACAAAACUGACGACCUGGAAAUGAAUCAAUUUAGAUAAGACUGCAAAGAAGAAAAAAAAAAGAAAACUAAUAAAACCUAAAAAACGAAGAAUAAACGAAAAACAAGUGAAAGUAAACAAAAAAAUACAAUAGAAAGCUAUUUUACACCAAAAAAG
This is a messenger RNA of Musca domestica (house fly), 2988 nucleotides long. RefSeq names its product neuropeptide SIFamide receptor. Gene Ontology annotation, cellular component: plasma membrane. Lineage: Eukaryota; Metazoa; Arthropoda; Insecta; Diptera; Muscidae. The transcript has 6 exons. Gene Ontology annotation, biological process: neuropeptide signaling pathway. The coding region runs from base 214 to 2637 and encodes 807 amino acids. The record is from RefSeq and is a predicted model, not a curated record. Gene Ontology annotation, molecular function: neuropeptide receptor activity.